ACCAAGAUGCUAGCAGCGUUAGCUUCCAGGCUUCCGUCGGUCAGAAGAUGAUUUUUCCUGAGUGAGCUGAAGGUUCAGUGUCUGCAGUAACAACAUCAUCAUCAUCCAUCACAGACCGACUGACUGCUGGAGACCCGAACCGCCCAGAACCUCCCGCCGGGCUCACCUACACGUCUGAUUCUGACUGGAAGGUUCUCGCUGAUUCUGUCCUGGUGGAAGAGUGGAUCUCUAUGACCAGAGAUGAAAGAGGAAUCAGAACCACAGCAGAUACCUGAGGCAAAAGAGGAACCAGAACCUCAUUCAAUCAAAGAAGAACCCAUCGAACUAUGGGUCUUUGAAAAUGAAGGGCAGCUUUUAAUGAAGCAGGAGACCAACAACUCUAUGACUCCUGCAACUGAUGAUGAAAUAUUCCACAAUGGAGCAGAACUGCAGCAGAUGAUGGAGACAAAAGAAGAACUGGACCCUGAACUAAUUAAAGAAGAACAGGAAGAACCACAAUCUAUAGAGAUUAAAGAUCAGGAAGAACUAAUACUGGUGAAGAUUAAAGAAGAACAAGAAGAACCAGAACUUGUACAAAUUAAAGAGGAACCAGAACUCAGGCCGAUUAAAGUGGAACAUGAGGAUCUCUACAAUGAACAGGAUGAAAAGCAGCUUGUAGUGAAGCAGGAAAUUGAAACAUGUAUAGUAUUUCCUACCUAUAAGCAACAAGAUAACAGUGAACCAGAACCAAACAAGGACCAACUCCCCUUUGUGAACAACCCUGAAGAUUGCCAACAACAGCUGGAAAGCAACCAGAAAGACUCAGGAUCCAGUGGAGAUAAAGAUCUACAGCCAGAGAGGAAACUUCAGGACAAUGAAAACCACCGGGACAAUGUGGACAAAUCAGAACCAAAUGGUUUUAAAACUAAUUUGAUCUCAUGUAAGGUAUGCGGCAGAAGUUUUGGUAGAUACAGGUACUUGGUAUCUCACAUGAGAAUUCACACAAACAAGAAGCCAUUUUUAUGUCUGACUUGUGGGAAAGGUUUCAUCAGGCAACCUGACCUGAAGGUUCACAUGACACACCACACAGGUGAGAAGCCUUUCCAGUGUCUGACUUGUGGUAAAGCUUUUCCUAGGCAACCUGACCUAACUGUCCACGUUAGAACCCACACAGGUGAGAAGCCUUUCCAGUGUCUGGUUUGUGGUAAAGGAUUCAUCCAAAAAACCACCAUGUUGUGUCACAUGAGAACUCACACAGGUGAGAAACCUUUCCAAUGUCUGGACUGUGGUAAAGGUUUUAUCCAGAAAACUACCUUGAGGUAUCACAUGAGAACACACACAGGUGAGAAACCUUUUUCUUGUGAAUUGUGUGAUAAAUCUUUCCGACAGAGAAGUGAUUUGGCUUGUCACACAAAAACUCACACGGAUGAGAAACCACAUAGUUGUGAAAAGUGUGGCAAGUCUUUUAGAAAGCGUAGCGAUUUAGCCAACCACACAUUAUCCCACACUGGGGAGAUGCCUUUCCCCUGUCCUACUUGUGGAAAAGGUUUUAAACAACAAUAUAAAUUGACAAUGCACAUGAAAGUUCACACGGGAGAUAAACCAUACAAUUGCGAAGUAUGUGAUAAAUCUUUCAGACAGCGUAGUGAUUUGACUCGUCAUCUAAAAACUCACAAGCGUGUGAAGUUGUCAUCUUGUACAGUGUGUGGUAAAUUACUAAGUGAGUUCAGUAGUAUGCCUCGACACAUGAAAACUCACACUGGGGAGAAGGCGUAUCUCUGUGAAGUGUGUGAUAAAUCUUUCAUACAGAAAAGUGAUUUGGUUCGUCAUAUGCGAACACACAGAGAGAAACAAACCGAACAAACACCGAACAUCAGCUCAGACUGCGGGAGAGGAGAACCGCUGCGGGAGAGGAGAACCGCUGCGGGAGAGGAGAACCGCUGCGGGAGAGGAGAACCGCUCCGGGAGAGGAGAACCGCUGCGGGAGAGGAGAACCGCUCCGGGAGAGGAGAACCGCUGCGGGAGGGGAGAACCGCUGCGGAGAGGAGAACCGCUGCGGGAGGGGAGAACCGCUGCGGGAGGGGAGAACCGCUGCGGGAGAGGAGAACCGCUGCGGGAGAGGAGAACCGCUCCGGGAGAGGAGAACCGCUGCGGGAGAGGAGAACCGCUCCGGGAGAGGAGAACCGCUGCGGGAGGGGAGACCGCUGCGGGAGGGGAGAACCGCUGCGGGAGAGGAGAACCGCUCCGGGAGAGGAGAACCGCUGCGGGAGGGGAGAACCGCUCCGGGAGAGGAGAACCGCUGCGGGAGAGGAGAACCGCUCCGGGAGAGGAGAACCGCUGCGGGAGAGGAACCGCUCCGGGAGAGGAGAACCGCUGCGGGAGAGGAGAACCGCUGCGGGAGAGGAGAACCGCUGCGGGAGAGGAGAACCCUGCAGGGCUUUCUGCAGCAUCAUGUCUGUUACUACAUGGGAGGUUGAUGCUGAGCAGCUUCUUGUAACUGAAAAGAAGACCUUAGUCAUUGAGAAAAAGAUAAACAUUAGAGAAAUAAAGGAACAGGAGGAAGCACAAACGCAGCAAGUGACCAAAAUAAAAGAGGAUCCAGAACUUCAAUCAGUCAAAGAAGAACAGGUUGAACAAUGUAUCUUUCAGAAUGAAGGGCAGGUUUUAGUGAAGCAAGAGACCAACACCACUAUGGUGACACCUGGUGGCAAUGAACCAGAACUGCAGCGGAUGAUAGAGACAAAAGAGGAACCAGAACCUGUAGAGAUGAAGGAGGAGCAGGAGGAGCCAGACCCUGUGCAGAUUAAGGAAGAACCACCAGAACGGGUUCAGAUUAAAGAAGAACAGGAGGAUAUCUGCAGUGAUCAAGAUGAAGAACGGCUUGUCAUGAAGCACGAAACCAAGACUUUUGUAAUAACCUUAGCUUGUGAACAAAAAGACAGUAGUGAACCAGUACUAAACAAAGACCAGCUGCUCUCUGAAUACCACGCUGAAUAUGAGGGCCAGGAAGAUUCAGGAUCCAGUAGAGAUAAAGACCUGAGGACAGAGAAGAGACCACAGGACACCAGAAAUCACAGAGACAAUAUGGACAAUUCAGAACCAAAAACACAAAACACUAAUUUGUCCUCUUGUGAAGUAUGCGGUAAAUACUUCACUAAGCGUAAGUACUUGACAGACCACGUGAGAACUCACACAGGGGAGAAGCCAUAUACUUGUAAAUUUUGUGGUAAAUCUUUUACUAACCACAGUAAUCGAGCUAAACACCUGAGAACUCACACAGACAAGAAACCACAUCCCUGCGAACUGUGUGAUAAAUCUUUCAGACAGCCUAAUGAGUUGGCUCGUCACUUUAGAACUCACACUGGUGAGAAACCUUUCUCUUGUCUGACUUGUGGAAAAGAUUUCACCCAACAGUCUAACUUGACGGUGCACUUGAGGUCUCACACAGGUGAGAAGCCAUAUUCAUGUAACUUUUGUGAUAGCACUUUCAGAUAUGGUGGUCAGUUGACUAUUCAUGUAAGAACCCACACAGGUGAGAAACCUUUCUCGUGUCUGACUUGUGGAAGAGGUUUCACCAAGCAAAGCGCCUUAACUGAGCAUGUCAGAACCCAUACAGGAGAGAAACCGUAUCCCUGUAAGUUGUGUGAUAAAUCUUUUAGAAAAAGUAGUGCUUUGACUUAUCACAUGAGAACGCAUACAAGUGAGAGGUCAUAAAUUAUGAGAUAGGCAUUUUGUAGGAAGCAGUUAUUUAGUUAAAAACUAAUACAUUGGUUGAAACAAGGAAGGAAGGGACAAUUCAGCCCCUUUACUUUUUUGUAAAGUAAAACCAUUUAUAUUAAUAAUUCAUACAACAGGCCAAAAGAUUUAUUCUUGUGAUGCCUUUACAGGAAGUUUGUCCAUCUACUGGACAAAUAAAAAAUUAACUUUUUGCUAAAUUUUGAUGUGUUUGGACAAAUAUGUGCAAUUUAGCAUUAUGAGGAGGUGGAAAACUGUUCAUCCUCACUCAAGUUUCCAAAAAUAACCUUCUUUAGCUGAUGAGGUGAACACUAAAGCUAGAGAUACUUUCCCUAUGAGGCAGAUAGAUAGGAAAAAAACAAGAUGCCAUGAAAACUAAUGCUACGACACUUAUGUCUGAGAGAAACUUUAAAUGGUCAGUAAAACAUUACUGAUGAAGUUCUGGUUGAGACGACUUUCACAGCUGCUCCAUUCCUAGUGUUACAAAUUAAAGAGAAAUGUUCAAUCAGAUGCUAAAUAGUGAAGCAACAAAAACAUGUUGGAGAAUAAAUGAGUGUAGCUGCCUUCUGCUACAUCACAAAAGAAAAUGAUCACAAAAAUCAUAUUCAGCAAAAUGACCAGAUAGUAACUGUACAGGGCUGCUGCUCUCCAUGGACCAAAUCCUUGUUUACACUGUAAAAAUGGAUCCAUGUUGGUUUUGAAACACAAUUUAUCUUAGUACAGAAUGACCCUUUAUUUGUCCCUCAGUUGUAACAUUUGUUUGCAUUGACAACAAAUUGAUUAAUGAAUUUGAUCAGAGGUUUGUUGCCUUCCUGUCUCCUGUACAUGGCAAAGAUUUUUCAAAUUAAAAAGACACAUGUGAUUUAAAAAAUUAUAUUCCACAUUUAUUAAGAGAAAGCACAUCUUCUUUAAAAAUAUCCAAUAGUUAUGAUUCUACUCAUCAAAUAUCUGAAUAGUUUGUCAUUUAAAGCACUGGAACCAGUUUGGUUUGUAAUUUUUGGAUUCUCCAGCUGUUCAUUCGAUUUUUUUUUUUAUCUGACUCCUCAUUACCUGGUUUUGUGAUCUAACCGCAGAUUUUAACAUCUAUAAAUAUUGAAAGCAACAGCCUAAGUGAAAUGUUUUCACCUAAACAUUCCUGUCUGCUGCACCGAUUGCAGUUUUCUGGCCGAUCACCGAUUACUGUUUUGUUUGAAAAGCCAAACUUAACGAUUCCGAUACCAUUUUUUUGUCUGAAAUGUUGUUCAGUCUAUCAGAAAAGUUGCUGAAUUGGCAAAAAAUGGGUGACUGUUGUUAACUGUAAAUGUGCAGAUGUGAGCUGGUCGGCCGGUCUGUCAGUCACAGCUCUCUCACGGGAGAAAAGAAAAGCACAGUGGUUGAUUUUUAGACCUUUGCCGAGGUUGAUAACACCGGUGGAUGAGAUCGACUGCACCUGUAAAAAUCAGCCGAUCUCCCAAAAUUAAGGAAAUCAGCACCAAUGACUCGCCUGGCAGAUAAAUUGAAUUGGAUGUUUUAUAUUAAAAAACAUUUACCUAAUUAUUAAAGUGAAGAGAUGUCUUUCGUAACCCUGAUAUUGCUGUUCCAUUUGCUGACGAAGAUAAGAUCAGGGGAUAAGAUGGGCUUCACAUGUAAGUAUCGGCCAAUCCCCCAAAAUUCAGGAAAUCGGCACCCACAAAUCAACUGGUCAAUAAAUCAAUUGGCCAAUAAAUGUAUCUUAUAUUAUACAUCUAUAUAAUGUAAACAGCACUUCCAGAGACGCAAUAAGUUUAUAUCAGGUGUGUGAAUGAUCUGAUGAUCGGACUGCUGAUUGCAUGGAGGCCUGGGCAAAACGAUGU
Messenger RNA from Poeciliopsis prolifica (blackstripe livebearer), 5546 nucleotides. RefSeq names its product zinc finger protein 184-like. The coding region runs from base 241 to 3693 and encodes 1150 amino acids. The transcript is spliced from 4 exons. Gene Ontology annotation, cellular component: nucleus. The record is from RefSeq and is a predicted model, not a curated record. Lineage: Eukaryota; Metazoa; Chordata; Actinopteri; Cyprinodontiformes; Poeciliidae.